UAAACAUGUCGGAUAGAGGAAAUUUAGCGCGAGGAAGAAAACGUACUCUCACGGAUUCUGCAAGAAAGAGGAACAGAAAAGAUGCACAGGCCGCUUAUCAGAAGUCGAAAAUCCACAUUGGAGACGAGAUUGAUCGUUGGAAUGACCUGAAAGACCGGUUACGUCUGGAAAGUCACACACAAGUUGCUAAACUUCUGUUGGACAGGUAUGCAAUUCAAGACAGAAAUAUCAGUCCAAGAAAGAGAUCAAACUUUGAAGACAAUGAGGUGUUCAAAACACCAACACACACUGCUCCAUCCAGUACCUGCAUGAAAAGUGCAACACAAGAACCCAAAGCCAUGACUCCAAGUAAAAAAUCAAAACAUGAAGAAUUUAAAACUCCAACAUAUGCUGCUAACUCCAGUCCAAGUAUGAAUUAUGCAACACCGGACCCAAAAGCAUUAACUUCAACACCAGGUCCUCUUGCUGACAAUAUUCAACCCAUGUCUGAUAUGUCCAGAAUUUCAUCUUCUGAGAGUGAAAGACAAGCUGACGAUUCUGAUGCACAUAUCUCAGGGAUUGAAGAAUUACCAAGUCGUAGACGGUCACAUUUGAAAGAAUCCAGCAGUUUCAUAAAUCCUUUUGAAUUAACAAUUGAUAUAACAGAAGUAGAAAGCAACAACUGUGGUUCAGAUGAUGAGGAUUAUGAGCCUAGCUUAAAUAUUACUUUUGGUGAGGCUGAUGACACAAGAAAUAUAAUAGAAGAAGAUGAAGAGGAUGAAAUCUAUGAUGAUGAGCCUGAGCAGACAGAUUUUUAUUCUGGUCCUGGUGUGAAACGCAUUGACUCUGAUGAAGAAGUUCAAGAUUUUUUGGCAGACCACCCAUGUCUUGCCUUUUACAGUCAGCUCCUCAAUUUAGCAAUGACUUCUAUUCAGAAAAUAUGCAGCGUUAAAGGAUGUGGUUUGGAGGUUGACAUAGAGAAGGAAGUGGUUGCAUCGGCUAUUUAUCUGAAAUGGGUAUGUCAAAAUGGUCACAUUGCACAUAAAUGGUGUUCACAGCCAAUAUUGAACAGAGGUAUGCAUAGUGGUGACAUGAUGAUAGCUGCAAGUGUUGUCCUCUCAGGGAGCAAUUUUCAAAAGAUAUCAAUGUUUGCCAAAUACUUGAAAUUGCCCAUCUUGAGCAAAUCUACCUUUUUCAAGAUACAGCGACAUUAUGUGAUACCAUCAGUAGACGAAUACUGGAUUGAUCAUCAGGAUGCUAUUUUAGACAGUUUUAGAGGACAAGAUUUGGUAAUUCUUGGGGAUGGACGAAUGGACAGCCCAGGACACUCAGCCCAGUAUUGCUCCUAUACCUUCAUGGAGAACAUCAGUAAACAGAUUUUGUGCAUUGUUACUAUGGACAAAAGAAUGACAGAAAAGAAAAGCACAAACUUGGAAAAGGCUUGUUUUUUAAAGUGCCUCAAGUUCCUUUUAGAUAAAGGUCUUAAAAUAGCAGAAGUAGUGACUGAUGCUCAUGUACAGAUUGCCUCCAUCAUGAAAAAGGACUAUCCAGAUGUGAAGCAUUCAUGGGAUGUUUGGCAUGGUACCAAAAAUUUAGGGAAAAAGAUUAUCAAAGCAGGUCAAGACAAGAAGUGCAAAUAAUUGCUCGAAUGGACAAAAGAUGUGGUGAAUCAUUUUUGGUACACUGCACAAACAUGUAACACUAAAGAAGAGUUCAUGGGAAUGUGGAUUGGUGUUCUGCACCAUGUAGUAGACGAACAUGAGUGGAUUUUUGCGUAUAGCACUAAUAACAAGUGCGAACAUGGACCCUUGUCUUCAGAAAGAGAGAAAGGAUGGUUGAAGAAAGAUUCACCAGCACAUUGUGCAUUGAGAGAUAUAGUCAUGAACAAAAGACUGAUCAACAAUAUUCCCCACUAUACUAACUGCAGAAGUACAGCAGAACUGGAAAAUUUCCAGAAUCUGAUUCUGAUGUAUGCAUCAAAAAGGCAUUCCUAUAGACCACCAACAUAUAGAUGUCGGAACUUGUUGGCAGCUUUAGACCAUAAUGGUCACAUUGGUCGAUCAAUUUUGACAAACAAAGAUGGAUCAGUAAGGUAUCAGAGAGUGUUUCAGAAAAAAAGCAGCCGCUGGUCUGUAACACCAUGCAAAACUUUGAAGGAUUAUGCCUACAUACCUCAGGUUAUCGAGAAAAUUGUUUUGAAAAGACUUGCUGAUGAAAUUGGAAUGAAUCAGAGGAUGAUCCUAGAAGUUGAUGACCCCAGGAGAGUGUCCGCACACCUUGCACCAGUUCCACCACCACCUACCCAGCAGAUUGUUGAGUCACAGCGGUCAAGAUUCACUGAUGACAGCUCAAACAGGACCAAUGAUGAUAUGGACAGGACAAUUGACUACUGGGCAGAAUAAAUCUUAUUAAGCCUUCAAAACAAUUAUUAUUUCAAAAAUUGACAGUUGGUUUUCUCAGCUUGUUUGUUCAAGCCUUUUGCCUAUCAUGUUUUUUUUAUCAACUUAAACCUCCAAAAUCGCUUACAGGACUUCUUUGAAUAAUAUUAAAGACUUGUAAUUUGGACAUUGCUGCUUCUCAGCUACAAAUCAUGUAGCAUUUAGGAGUAGGAUCAAAGUCUGGUUGCCUUGGAGUCAAAAGAUGCGUAUAGAUUGGGUGACAUAUCUUUCUGCAGGCUGUUAUACUGUGAACAAUCAUAAUAAAAAUCUGGUUCAGUGGGUUGGUCUACUAAAAGACUGGGUUCCUUGUCAUAUCACAUCAACAUGUUGUUUUGAAUAUAAGCAUUUUUUUGAAAGGAAUUUGAAAUUGCAAAUUUUUUCAUCAGGGAUUCUAAUAUUGAAACCUGUGUGUUAAUUGUAUGCAUUUGACGUCUUUGAGAAGUUGAUAAAAUUCAUGUUCCAUGAUUUAGAUGAGCAAAACUACCAAUAAAGCAAAGUAAUUUUCUGUGAAAAGAUAGCUGGCAACAAGCUCAUUAUGAAGAAUAUCUUUAACAACAAGUAGCUUUGAAUCUGCAUAAAUGAUUCUUUUUGAUUUUGUAUUGUCAUCUGUUAAGACUUGUUUUGUUUGACGCAGCCCUGGAUAGUUGUUAAUUUCUGUGUCAUUUUGGUUUCUUGUGGAGAGUUGUCUCAUUGGCAAUCAUACCACAUCUUCUUUUUUAUAUGAAAUAUGUGCUACUGAUAUUAACCACACACCAACCAAUCAGUACAUAUAAUCUUCUAUACUUUCAAGAAUUUAAAUUUAAAGACAGUUCCAAGACAUUUACAUCAUAUCUAUUUUAUAUCUGUACACUGGUACACUACUGACAAAA
Mytilus californianus (California mussel) is the source of this 3286-nucleotide messenger RNA. RefSeq lists its product as uncharacterized. The transcript has 12 exons. Lineage: Eukaryota; Metazoa; Mollusca; Bivalvia; Mytilida; Mytilidae. The record is from RefSeq and is a predicted model, not a curated record.